Molecule: messenger RNA, 2619 nt
Organism: Oncorhynchus mykiss (rainbow trout)
Lineage: Eukaryota; Metazoa; Chordata; Actinopteri; Salmoniformes; Salmonidae
Gene: sfxn4
Product: sideroflexin 4
Biological process (GO): monoatomic ion transport; mitochondrial transmembrane transport
Cellular component (GO): mitochondrial inner membrane
Molecular function (GO): monoatomic ion transmembrane transporter activity
Source: RefSeq, a predicted model, not a curated record
CCUGCCAUGUGAUCAACUCCGGAAGUAAAUUGUACAUAGAACUUGACCUAGACACGUACAAUUCAAACGGAGUUAUUUCUAAAUUUCUUUACAUAAUGAAACAAAAUAUGUAACCUAUACACCAAUAAUUCACUGUGACUUUGUGGGUAGUCGUUGCUUUUUCAAAUGGAUAUUAACUUACUUUAUUGGAAAAACGAGGGCAAGACAUUCCUCAGUCGACUACGCCUCUGGUUUAAUAUUCUUGACCCAAGUUCCUUGCUCUGCUCUGAUGCUGAAAUAGAAAAUGCCCACUCACUCAUUGGAAGUGUGGAGACAAUGGUGCAAGAUGAAAAGGCUGGAGAUGCAGCAUGGGUACUUUCUCUUUCUUCUGUUCAUGCUGGUACUGGUGCUAUACUUCCAGCUGUUUUCCGUCCUCAAGCAUUUUUACCAAUAUCAGCCCCUUUGGUUGUUGCCAGCUUUUUGCCACACAGUGGAGUCAAACCGGCUCUAUUCUGGCAGUUUUUGCUUCAGAGUUACAGCGCUGGAUUCAAUCAUGCAAACAGAAACGCAUCUUCUGACAAGGGCAUUAAGACCUCUUUGAAGCAGGGUCUGUUGAUUGUCGGAUCAGUUGCAUAUGCAACAUGUGCAGGGGCAAUUCCUCAAAUAGUCAUACAGCGACUUAGCAUGAGCAGCCCAGCUGUCCAGAUGUUUUUUAGGUCCGUAUUACCAAUACCCCUCUCAGCCUCCCUGGCCUAUUUCAAUGUGGUCAUUGUCAGAAGUGAGGAGUCUGAGAAUGGAAUCCAGGUGUUUGAUUCCAAUGGGAAUUCUGUUGGAAUCUCUCAGGCAGCUGGAGCAAAGGCUGUGAGGGAGACUGCUCUCUCCAGGGCUGCUCUGUUAGGCACUACAGCUGCUGUUCCUAAUCUUCUUAUUUUCCUCUUGCAAAAGGCAAGGUUUCUGCAAAGGAGCCCCCUGCUGGUGGCUCCUAUACGUCACAUUAGCACUGCGAUCGUCCUGGGCCUGAUGAUCCCAGUGUCCUUCAGUCUCUAUCCACAGCUUGGAACGAUCAAAAAGGAAAAGCUGGAAAAAGAAUUAGAGACUGCAGCGGUAAGUGGUGAACUAUUCUACCACAGGGGCCUCUGAGGCACCAGCAAACAAGCUCUGCAGACUGCAGUGUGGGAGCAGGAGGACCAAAUCCGUGUGACUUCACUGACUGGGCAGCAUGAGAAGUAACCUUUACGGCCACGGGAUGCAGUGUUGCUUCAUACACUAGGAUGAUGAAUUCAGUCAUAAUUAAUUAAAUUGAUAAAGGACAGAGUCCAUGUUUCGAUUCAGUUGAAUUUAAUAGCUGCAACUUGUAAGUGGAUGUAAAUUAACAAUGCACUGCAAAUUCAUUGUAAUCAUGAGUUUGUAACAAUGCCCUUCCUCGUACAGCUGUUCACCUUUCAAGUUUAGUGAUUUGGUUUACAAGUUUGAUCUUACAAAAGCAAAUCAUAUUACUCCAGUAUUUUAGUUAAAUUGACAUGUACAUUUUCAUUUUUUAAAAAGUGUGGAUUUUGUUGACAGCACAGAUACUUAAAUGUAUUUUUAGAACAAAUAGGAUAUUCCAGAAAUUUCAAAUAGAUUAGUUGAAUCUCCUAACACCUAGAUGAGGACAUGCGUAGUGCAUGCAACGUUAGUGUCUCAUUGAAUCUAUUCAGGCACAAAGACGAGCCUUUGAGAACAAGGGUAGAAUUGCCCAAGAAGUGAAACAAUAAAUUACAUUGUUUUCAAAAUAUCAAUGUCAUAUUACAGUAACAAAUAGGUAUGCAACAUCAUUUGACAUAAUGGUCAUAUACAAAACCAAAGAAAUUGCUCCAGUAACUAACAAUAGCGGACAGCUUUCCAGGGAGGACACAUAUCCGUUAUGCCUCCACCCUUGGCAAUCGGUCUCCUGCUUAUCAAACUGAGGACACAAGGUUAGAAAAAUGCUAUCUGUUCUCCCUCUCAUCUGAGCAACACCCAAACAUGAGAGAUUCCUUAUAUUGCAGUACCCAAAGAUAUUAGUUCCAUUUUGGCACUUUAUUAAUUAAUAAGAAUCGACAACACAUUGUUAAGAUAAAUGAUUUUAAAAUAACAAACUGCAUAUAUCUCAUUUGCCAUGCAUCUCUUAUUUUAAUUCUGAAAUCUAAGGGGAUAAAUCGUGGUUCUUGAGACCUCAAAUUAUUCUGUUAAGUCUUAAAAUAAACUAUUGGAUUCCUGAACUAUGUAAUGCUAGGGCUACGUGAUUUAUUAGACCGUUUAAGACACAGCAGUGCUUAUAUUCCCAGCCAUUCUGCACCUGGGGAACAAGACAACCAUGUUCUCAAUUGUUCAUAUAACAGUAAGACAAAGUAACUACAAGCAAACACGUACCUCGUCAGUGUUCAAUGGAUUAGCCCUAUUUCACAUAUUGCCCAUAGCACCAAUAUUUUAGGUAUUUGUUAUUGUAUUAUUGUCAAGACAAUACUUUACAAUAAAGAAAAUGUUUCUUUUUUUUUUUUUUCUGUCACAGAUAAAUGACAAGUAGACUUUUAGUAUUGUUAAGUGUCAGGAAUGCAAUAGUGUGUGAUACAUAACACCUGAGUGUUUCCCAUUCACCUUAACCAUUAAAAUGCAACUGUG